Messenger RNA from Fusarium coffeatum, 1107 nucleotides. RefSeq lists its product as uncharacterized. Bases 1 to 1107 code for a protein of 368 amino acids. The record is from RefSeq and is a predicted model, not a curated record. The transcript has a single exon. NCBI's taxonomy places the organism in Eukaryota, Fungi, Ascomycota, Sordariomycetes, Hypocreales, Nectriaceae.
AUGAAGCUGUCUGCUGUUACCCUCUUGGCUCUCACCUCGAGCAUCGCCGCAGCUCCGGCUCCGGUUGCUGAGCCUGGCCGCGACGUCGAUCGUCGUGACUGGGACAGACCUUCCAGGGGCUGGAACGACUGGGACGGUGACCGCCGCAAGGGUGGCUACGACCACGGCCGCAAGCCCGACUAUGACCAUGGUCGCAAGCCUGACUACAACAAGCCUUCCAAGGGCUAUGACCAUGGCCGCAAGCCCGACUAUGACCAUGGUCGCAAGCCCGACUACAACAAGCCUUCCAAGGGCUGGAACGACUGGGACGAUGACCGCCGCAAGGGUGGCUACGACCACGGCCGCAAGCCCGACUAUGACCAUGGUCGCAAGCCCGACUACAACAAGCCUUCCAAGGGCUAUGACCAUGGACGCAAGCCUGACUACGAUCAUGGACGCAAGCCCGACUACAACAAGGGCAAGCCUUGGGAGAACGACUACAAGCAUGGAGGCAAGAAGGACAACUACAAGCCUCCUAGCAAUGACUACAAGCCCCCAGGCAAGGAUUACAAGCCUCCUGGAAAGGAUUACAAGCCUCCUGGCAAGGAUUACAAGCCUCCUGGCAAGGACUACAAGCCCCCAGGCAAGGACAACUACAAGCCUCCUAGCAAUGACUACAAGCCUCCUGGCAAGGACUACAAGCCCCCAGGCAAGGACAACUACAAGCCUCCUAGCAAUGACUACAAGCCCCCAGGCAAGGACAACUACAAGCCUCCUGGCAAGAAGGACAACUACAACAAGCCUGGCAAGGGCAAGCCUGGCCGAGAUGAUUGGGACCAUGACCGUCCCGGCAAGGGAGGUCGCGAUGACUGGGACCAUGAUCGCCCUGGCAAGGGAGGUCGCGAUGACUGGGAGAAUGACCGUCCCGGUAAGGGUGGCAAGCCUGGCCGCGGUGAUGGUCGUGGUGACUGGGAAGAUGAUUGGGAGAACGACCGUCCUGGUAAGGGUGGCAAGCCUGGUCGCGGUGAUGGACGUGGUGAUGGCCGCGGUGAUUGGGACAACGACUGGGAGAACGACCGUCCUGGUAAGGGUGGAAAGCCCGGCCGAGGUCGCGAGGACAGAUGGUAA